CACCGCAACACACACACACACACACCCCCUACCUAUUUACCAUAUGUGUUUUCGCGCAGACUACACAAUCUUUGCAACACGCAGCAGCACGCGGGCAGCUGGUAUUAUCGAAGUCGCGCUGUGUUGCCGCGGACGUACGUUUUUGAUAUAAACUUUUCAACGCCAAUUUUCCCGCGCGCAACGAUAUUUAUAUAGGAUUAGAAUACGCUCGCAAUAAAGGUCGGUGUUCUUGUGUGUGUGUGUCGCGUGUGCCAGACCGAGAGAGAGAGAGACAAGAGCAGCCCAUUGUUGCUAACAAAGAGACACACGAACGACAGCUCUAAAUAUAGGAUAAUAUAAAGAGCGAGAGAAAAAAAAAUAAACGCGAAAUCGUGCGUGCGGUAUAAAAAGCGAUGUCAUUGCGCUAGACUCUGGCCAUACGAUAUCGAUCUUUUGAAAUAAGAAGUUGAAAUAAGCUUCAGCAUGGACGUGGUGGAGGAUAUCGCCGACGACUUCGAGAACUACGAGGAUGACACGCACCUCGGCUACGCGGCCGAGGUGUUCGACGAAGUCUUGGCCAAGGAGGAGGAGCCCACUCGUUUCCAGCGGCCGAAUCCCUUCAACAAAUUACUGCCCUAUUCCGAUGUGCUCGAGGUCGAAGCGGAUGCGAUGCUCGCCGACAUCAAGGCCAAUCUCGGCCGCUGCGUCAUGCAGCGAGAUAUCAAAAUUGGUGCUGUCGCUUGGACCAAGAUGUUACACAAGUACAUCAUUCUUUAUGACAUGAGAUUUACCAAAGAUGAUCACAUUGCUUUGAUCAAACUUUUGUACGAACUCACGACAAUACCCAAAUUGGAGUCUGGUUUAAUAGUUAGUUUUGCGUACCGCCUGUUUUUACUGUUAAAAAAAGAUCAUUUAAUAUCGCCAGAUGAACUUGAACUGCCAUGGAAGCCUUUAUACAAACUAUAUUGGGAUUUUGAAAAUCUCAAAUCUAAACUAAUAAAACUGGACCGUCUUCACCCAAUGACAAAAAGUAUAGUAAAGGCUGUUAUUCGGUUAGCAAAGAUAUAUUUUCCAGCAAGUGCUACUGAGGAAAUAUUAGAUGAAAUAAAACCAAUGUUGAGUCCAAAUAAUCAUUCUAUAAUGGUCGUGACAAAAACUAUGGAAAUAUUUUUACCUACUUGUACAUUACCUAAACACCAUUCCAAAAGUUUCGAACUGUGGCUACAUGAAUUUAUGAAUAUGUGGGAGGAUCAUAACGCAGUUACACUGUCAUGGAGCAAAUCUUUAACAAUUUUAACAGCUAAACUAGCCCUACACAAUGUAGGAUACAUAAAUUGGGAACCAUAUCUACCCGUCAUGUUCAAUAGAUUGGUUCAUUUAUCCAGUUUACCUAUAAGUUAUAAAAAUAUUUCCAACGAUAGGCAUUAUAGGGAUUGGCUUGGUCAUGGAGGAAUGUGGAUAGCAGCAGUUUUGGGUCCCGAUUCAAAAGCCCAAAAUUACUUGGACAAGUUUUUGAAAUUAAUUGAAACGCACUUUCAUCCAGCUAACCAUUCACCCAACUUUGUAAAAUACGCAUCGUUUAUUUCUUCUUUAGUCCAUUGCUUCACCACGAGAGUAAAUAGAGAACGGUAUCAGCAGGGUAACAAAACUUGGAAACCGCGGAUCCCGGACUCGCAUAAAUUAAGGGACGUCGACAUCGACGCGUUCGUCAACAGUUUGAUGCCGAUAGUUUUGCAAUGCAUCUUUCACACCCAGCGGCCGGAAUCGUUCGGAAACGCAGUACAGAAUUUGGCCAAUCUGCGUCCGAACGUCGUGAUACCGCGCAUCCUGGAAAAGGUUUAUCCGUCCAUCGGCGACGAUAUCGAGCCUCACAAGUUUCACCACGCGAUGGUCAAUCUGAUCGACGUGGCGCGUCCGAUGAUACUGGGUUCUCGCGUCGCGAAUCCAGAGUACGCGUACGUGGAGGGGCCACAGCAAGUUUUGCCAAUUUUGUUCUCGGCGCUGUCGGGCAUCGAUCCGAACGACUUCAUCAAGUAUAUGUACGCCUUCGCGUGUCUAGGUUUGUACGCCACGAUGAUACCGAUCGUCGAUUGUUCCGGAUGCACAGCGCCCGAUCUGACCGAGGACGAGAGGCUCGUGUGCGAGCAGACCUCGAAAUUCGAGGAUUUCGUCCUUCAAUUUAUGGAUAAAAUAUUCAGCUGGAUCGACUCGAGUCGUCUUCAAGCCACGAGGCUCGAGAAUCAAGUCAAAGACAAUACCAAAAGUCGAUUGGAGAACGCUUGCGAGAGCGCGCUGAGCAACGUCAUGAUAAAUCUUCUGCGAUCGAUGAGCAAGCCAAUUUUCAUGUCGGCUCUGAACAAGCUGCGCAACUACGUCAUGGAGUACGAGCUCGAGAUUCAGGUGGCGGGUCCGCUGGUCGCCGUGAUUUGUCGAAUGUUCAGCAAUACGCACGCCAAGGAGACUCUGAACGCCUUGAUGCCGUUCUUGGUCGACAAAGUACUCGAGAUACUCGGAGACGGCGACGACGUGAUCAAAGCCGAGGCCGUCGAUCACCAGCUGCUCUAUCCUCUUCUGCUGCUGAAGAGCUUGUCCUUCGUCCACUGCAGCGUGAUGAUGAUGCACGUCGAUUCGUUUUUAAAGGUGGUCGACAGAGUCAUCAAGAUGAAGAACAGAGAGGCGCAGACUCUGGGAUCGCAAAUAAUGGCGAACUGCGCUCAGUCUCUGGGGUCCGCGACGAUCUACGCCUGCGACGUCGAUUACGAGAACAAGAAUCACUGCUACCCGAGAGACUGGGGCGUAUCCGGAAAGAUAUACGACACGAAAUUGCUGUCCGAGAUGCCGGGCGAGCGAGAAUUCGAAGCUUUGAAAGGGAUAUUUCACAGAUACUUCGACUACGCUUUGAGGAUAAUCAACGGAUUCAUCGAAACGGGAGAUUCCUCGUUAAAAAUCGAGUUGCAAGGAGCCUUACGCGUCUUGGUUCAUCUUUUCGAGGGUUGCUCCAACGCGUUGCCUAAAAUUCAAGGAGCCCCCGCGUUAAUCGAACCCUACGUUAACGAAAUUAAAGCAUUCGAUCCUUACGUCGGUUGGAACCGAGACUGGAUAAUUACCAUGCCAGAUGGUAGCAAUGUCAGAAAUUACAUGGUGGACGUUAUUGAAAAAUUGCAAAAAGUCAUGCUUGAGAAAAUAGAAGACGACACGAAGUGUUUCGUUCUCUUGAGUAUGCUCUGGGAAAAUCUCCUCACGGAUUGCUUGGAUACUCCGCUGGACACGUCCUCGACGUUCUGCACGAACUACUGCAUCAAGAAGAAGAAGGUCGAGAGCACGAUGACGGGCAGCAGAGCCUGGUUCCCCAGGCUGGUGCUGACCCGUGCCCAAGAUCAGCACGGUUUGCGGACCUUGGGCCCGACGAUGACGUUCACCGAGACCCAUCGCCGGGUGCUGAUGAAUUUGAUGGAUUUGAACUGCAGCCGCUACAGCAAAGUGCGCCAGAAAACUCAAUCGAUCAUCGAGGGAGCCGUGAUGUUUUUCCCGCAGGCGCCUCUCGCGAUUUUGCCGCGCGUGAUCGACGUCCUCAAGACCGAUCCGGACGCCAAUCACGAAGCUUUCAAGGGAGUCUUGCAUCUGAUGGUGCGAAGAAUCGCCGCCAACGACAGAUUGAUCAAUUGCCAGAAUUGGAACUACUUGAAGCAGCUGUGGCCGGCCCUCGUCGGAUCCGCUUCGUCCGAGCGAAUCUCGAUAACCACGCUGAAGAACAAAGCGAGCAUGGCGGUGUUGGCCGAGUCCUAUACCUUCAACGUGCGCACGGAAAUACCCGACGGCUGCGUCGAGGUGGCGAGAAAGCUCUGGGACUGCGGCAAGCCGCCGAGUCUGCCACCGGCGACGUGCGACGAGGUCAGGGCGGGCCUCGACAAAUCGCUGCGGCGCAACGACGCGAAUCAGGCCGACUACGUGGAGCUGGCCGACUCGCUGCUGAAGGACACGGCCUCGAAGAACUGGCGACAGCGCCUCAUGGCCAUACAGUUUCUCACGCGCAUGAUGCAGAAGGACGCCCGGCUGCCGGACGCCGCCACGUACACCCUGGUGAGCAACUGCAUCAGCGACUCGGUGAUGGAGCGCAAGCAGUGCCUGAGAACGGCCGUGUUCGUGCUCUGGCAGCUGAAGCUGCGACACCCGCGAUUGAGGCAUCCGGUGCCGAAGCGGGAGGCGGCGGCGGCGGCGGCUGCUGGCCCCCCGAUCAGGCCGGGCGUGAGGCCCGACAAUCUCUGGCUGCAGUACGACUACGAGAGGCGGCCGCUGGACGCCGCCGCCUGGGACGAGCCGCGCUACAUCAACUCGGAUUCCAUCGGCUACUGGGCCUGGCCCAAGGAGUACUACGAGACGGUGGCGCCGUGGUCGGCUCGUCCCACCGAUAAGCCAGCGAGCAAGCUGGAGCGCGACAUCGAGGCCUUCUUCGCGGACGAGGCCAAUCUCGAGCGGCUGAUCAAGUUCUGGAGCCUCGAGGAGAAGAAGGUCCACGAGAGGGGCAAUCACGAGUUCGCCUUCCUGAUGCGCGGCCUGUUCCGCAACUACGGCGACAAUCUGCUCGACGCCGUGCUCAAGCACGCCGAGCGCCUCGUGGAGAUCAAGCAGGAGGGCCCGCAGCGCUGCGUCGCCCACAUCGUGAGCGGCACGAUAAUGGGCAGCAAGUACUGGUCCUACGACAUGACCGAGCGCAUGUGGUCGCGCCUGCUGCCCAUUCUGAGUCGGGGCAUCGACAAGCAGGACGAGACCGUGAAGAUCGACUGGCUGGAGACGAUCGCCCUGGCGAUGAGAAAUCGCGACCCCAAUCGCAUACACUGGCUGCACGAGUUUCUGCUGGAGCGCGCCAAGCUCGGCCGCCAAGAGACCUCCUUCCUCGAGAGCAUGCGCCUGAGCUACUUCCAGCUGGCCAUGAGCUCGCAGAUCUGGCGCACCGCCUCGCUGGAGCACAGGGCGCUCGAGCUGAUCGAGUGCAGAAUCGAGGAGUCGCCCCUGAAGACGGUGCGCGACAAGUUCCCGCUCCUGCUGCAGACGAUCUUCAGCACGGAGAGGCGCGAGGACGGCUCGGUGCUCGACGUCUUUCCCGAUCCCGACGCGUUCAUGGACAAGAUCUAUCCGCGAUUCUUGACGCUUCUCAAGGAGGUGCCCAAAGCAGAGCCGGAGCCGAUGGAGGUCGAUGGCUCCGUUGAUCAGGCCACGAACGCGGCCAACGCGGAGCGCGAAAAGGUCCUGAGAUAUUUCUUGGUGAUAUGCGGUUGGCUAGAGAUGUUGGCGCACGGAAUGUCGCACAACCGAAUGGAGCGCUUUUACAAGCUCCUGCCGAUAAUGUGCCACCUCGAGGUCAACGAGAAAGACGAGGAGGUCGUGAAGAUCUGCCGCAAAGCCAUAGCGGUUCUGGCCAAGAGGGUCCUGAGGCCCGCCGAGACGCCUGUCGCCCUGGAAACGAUCGAUCAGGUGUCGCGCAGUCCAUCCUACUGGAUCAGAUUGAGCAGCUUGGAAUUUCUCACGGUCAUGAGCACUCACAGUAUCAGUAUACUCCUGAGCAAGGACGAGUGGAUCUACGGGAUCGAGGAGAUCGUCAUGAGACUACUGGAGGACGAGCAGCCCGAGGUUCGUGGCAAAGCGCGAAAGCUUCUCGAGGGUCUGCUGCACUUUACAUUCCUGCCUAAUCAAGAUGUGCUAUUAGAAAAAUUAAGAGUCAAAGCGAAAACAAAACUGCCGAAGAUGAGGAGCGCGCCCGGAGCCAAAGCCAGCGUCGAGAAAAUCGAAAAGUUCAAGAACGCCGUUCGAUUGAGACAUGCCGGUGUACUUGGGCUGUGCGCUUUCAUUUCCGCCAAUCCUUAUCACGUGCCCGAUUACGUGCCGGAAAUUUUGGGCUGGCUGAGCGACCAUCUCAACGACCCCGAACCCAUUCCUAGUGCAAUACGCAAGUCGAUAAACGAGUUCAAACGCACGCACUGCGACGGCUGGACUGGUUUGCAAGGCUUGGCAGACUUCUUGACGGACGAGCAAUUGAGCAUCCUGUCGGAUUUAGCAGUACCGCCCGCGUAUUACGCUUGAGUCGAAUCUAUCGUACAAAGAGAUUUAAGCUUUAAUUCGAGGAGGAUAGUACUUAAGAUUUUUAUAGAUAUAAAACAUUAUCAAGUCCCAGAAGCAAAAUGGAUAGAUUUAUUUAUUUUUAAAUGAUAACAGAGAAUAGUAUAUAUUAGAAGUAUGUGUUAUUACGAAUGCAAAUGACCUAUAUGUACAUUGUAAAUGAAAUAAUUUUUUCACCGUUUGAAAUCUCGUCGUUGUAAAAUGUGAUAAUCAUGGAGCGGCUUUUGCCGAAAUCUUUUUUUAAAAAACAAUUUUUGUUUCCACCGUCCACGAGGAUAUGCUGGAAAUAUAAAAUGAACCAAUCGCGUCGGCCUGUGAUUAUUAUUGUACGCUAAUAAUGAAUUCACGGCAAAUUGCGGCAUUCGAUCGAACGUCGCUCUUUGCGCACUGCGAUGUAUCUGUGUAUAAAUUUGUUAAUUUAUUACGAAUAAAGUUGCAAUUGUAUUUUCUCUAAA
Messenger RNA from Trichogramma pretiosum, 6548 nucleotides. Its product is annotated as proteasome activator complex subunit 4A-like. The transcript has 15 exons. The record is from RefSeq and is a predicted model, not a curated record. The coding region runs from base 463 to 6057 and encodes 1864 amino acids. Gene Ontology annotation, biological process: proteasomal ubiquitin-independent protein catabolic process. Gene Ontology annotation, molecular function: proteasome binding; peptidase activator activity. Gene Ontology annotation, cellular component: cytosol; nucleus. NCBI's taxonomy places the organism in Eukaryota, Metazoa, Arthropoda, Insecta, Hymenoptera, Trichogrammatidae.